UUCCCAGCUCCGCGCCUCCCAGGCCGCUGCCUUCUCCCCCCCUCUCAUCCCAAAUAUCCAAAAUAAAACCGUGGGCAGCGAACUCCUGACCUUCCCUUCCCCGCCGAUGGAGCCGCAGCGGGACCGCUGGUCUGUUACCUACGGGAGAGAGGGAGGGAAGCAGGGAGAGGGAGGGAGGGAGAGAGGGAGGAGGGAGGGAGAGAGGGAAGAGGCAGGCGGGGAGUUCAGGUUACCGCAUCGCCGCCUUCCUUCGCUCCUGGCUCGGGAGACACCGCCGGCGAUGGACCCCUCGCUCGGGAUGGGGCACCGGGGGACACCUCACCGGCUGUAGCCGGCGAUCCCGGUGGGAGGAGGAGCCCAUCGCCCUCCCGCUGCACGGCCAGAGCCCGGGGGAUGCGCUGCAGGAGCCCGAGCUGACCCAGCUUCAAAGAUGUGACUCAUGGCACCUCCAGCACAAAGAUCAGGAGCAGUUUCUGGGUUGAUGCAAGAGCCCCACAGGACACGAGGAAGAUGAGGAUGGGAGGAACCUGGCUGGGUCUGCCCCUGGGACACCUGCUGGCUCUGGGACACAGGCACAAAUGGAGAACCAUGAUGGAUUUCAGAAAGUUCAGGCUGUUUUUUUGCCUCCUCGGGCUCAGCUGUGGCAGCUUCUGGUUUUUUUACAACUGGACCGAGUUCUGCGUGUUCUGUGAGAACAGCCAAGGUUACCUGUUCCCCACAGAGCCUUUCAGGAGGAUAGAAGGAAACUUCUCCCAGCUCCCAGACAUCGACUGCCACAAGAACCCUCCUUUCCUCGUCCUGCUUGUGGCAUCCUCGUGCCAGCACCUGGAUGCCAGGAUGGCCAUCCGGCAGACCUGGGGCAAGGAGAGGACGGUCGCCGGGAAGCGCCUGGUGACGUAUUUCCUCCUGGGAAGCACCGUGGAUCCCAGCCAGCAGGCUGACAUCGCUGCUGAGGGCCAACAGUACAGAGACAUCAUCCAAAAGAACUUCACAGACACUUACUACAACCUGACUUUGAAGACCAUGAUGGGAAUGGAGUGGGUUCACAGGUUUUGUUCCCAGUCCAGUUUCGUGAUGAAAACCGACACAGACGUGUUUGUCAACGUUUUUUACCUCACUGAGCUGCUUCUAAGGAAGGAGAAGGCCACUGGGUUCUUCACAGGCUUUUUAAAACUGCAUGAGUACCCCAUAAGAAGAAGAGGGAGCAAGUGGUAUGUGAGUAGGGAAGAGUAUCCAGGAAAGACCUACCCACCCUUCUGUUCCGGGACUGGAUAUGUUUUAUCCAGUGAUGUUGCCAGUCAGAUCUAUCAUGUUUCUGAGAGCGUUUCGUUCAUUAAGCUGGAGGAUGUGUUCAUAGGACUGUGCCUUGCCAAACUAAAAAUUAGGCUGGAGGAGCUCCAUUCAGAGCAGACGUUUUUUCCAGAAAGGAUCAGGUUCUCCGUUUCCCGCUUUAAGAAAAUCGUGAUGUGCCACGAAGUGGAACCAACCGAGCAGCUGAGCUACUGGAACCACUUGGUGUCAGAAAACCGUGGAGAGGUGCUCUAGCACCUUCCCUCCUGGAAUUUACACACCGAAAUGCUCUGCUUUUACAGGGCUGCUCUUGACCCCAGCAAAACUCCCAAUUAACUCCAGGUCCAGCACGUUAGAGACUUUUGAAAUGGUUAUUUUAAUCAUAGAGUUAUUAAGGUUGGAAGAGACCUCCAAGAUCAUCAAGUCCCCCCUUGGACCUUAUGAACUAAACCAUUGUACUGAGUGCCACAUCCAGUCAUUCCUUGAACACCUCUAGAGAUGGGGACUCCACCACAUCCCUGGGCAGCCCCUUCCAAGGCCUGACCACCCUUUCCAGGAAGAAAUUCUCCAUUUCUGCCCAAGAACAUGCAAAUCCCUUUCUCUCCCAUUCACUCCAUUGCAUCCCUUCUCUACACAAUUAUUAUUUUCUGGAAGAUCCAGGCCUUCAGCCCUGCCCUCCAAAUCCUGCUGCUAAAGGACUGGGAACAUUCCUGCAGUGCUAAACUUAAGUCAAAACACUUUUUGUUCAGAGACUAAAAUUUGCACCAUCCUCCUGGUGACCCCUGAUAGAUUCCUGCACCCAUCUGUGCAGGUAUUUAAGGAAUGGUAUUUGGAGCUGUCAGGAUGCUCCUCUGCUGGCAGAGGGAACCACAGCCCUGCCCUUGCAGCGGGCUCUGUGGGGGCAGAGCUGCAUCCUGGCACAGAUCCCUCCUUCAGUCUCCACACAGUUUUUUUUUUGCAGAGAUGGAAGAAUUUUCCCGUGCAAUGCUCUUGGGACAACCUUGGGGACUGCAGGUCACCUGGUGAAUGUGUAAAGUUGCUUCAUCUGUUCCCUUGGAUGUGUCUCCUGCUGAAAAUACCUGUGGUGGAGUCAGUGGAGGGUGUCUUUGAUUAAAAUAGACCCCAGAGACAUCUUUUAUAUUUGUGGCUCACUUUGAUUGCCUGAAAGCUUCUGUAAAUGGUUUCCCAAGGCUAAACUAGAGUCACUUAGGGUGAUGUAGACAUUUUUUUGCUGUGAGAAACUGGGAGAAGACGGGAGGAUUUUUGUCUUUUAAACAAGACCCAGAGGGAUAAUGUGCUCAAGUGAUCCCUCAGGCUGGGAGCCCUGUUUCUCCUUUCAUUCCCAAGCAAAGAUCAUGAAAUCUCUGGGAUGUUUGUAGAUUCCAGAGGCGAAGAAUUGAGUCUUCACAGUAGAAGAUGCGAAAAAUACUUUUGGGCUGUGAGGAGGGAGAAAGGAGUUCCUAAAUCCUGCCUUAUGCUCCUCUUUUGAUUUUCUUUCUCACACAGGAAAGGUCAGUUUUAUCAGCAAAAAGUAGCAAAUGCCUGUGAUAUGUGUGAAAUGUUUUUUUUUUUUUUUUCAGGGAGCAGUAGAAGUGGAGCUGUUCCCAAGGGGAAAGUGGUCUGGGAGCUGAGGAGAUUUGACAACUAGAAAGGCUCAUCCCCACACACCCACACAAGGGAGCAGGAGGAAAGACAGGGAAGGAGAUUUUAUUACUUUAUUUUUAUUGUUUCUUUUUAUUUUUAUGGGUGUUGGACUGUUCAGGUGUCUCUUUUUACUUGCCUGUGUCUGAAGAGCAGGACAAAUAUUUUCAGCAGGAAUAUGCCCCAAUCUGAAAAGUGUUUAGUAACAAUAAUAAUAUAUUAUUUAUUUUCUUCUGGUGUGGAGUAACCUGAGCUCAUGCACUGAUUUUUGACCACUGAUGAUGAAAAAAAAUAUAUUUAUUUGUUUGGCAGAAGAAUAACCUUCUUCAUUUUAAUCUUCUUUAUUAAACUUUAACUAUUUUAUUAAAAUAAAUGAAAUAUUUAAACAGCUCAGUUUUAUUUAAAAUUCAGCUAUUUUCUGAAUACUUUUGCUGCUGGUGAGAUGGGUCAGGCUUUUUAAUCCCUGUUCUUUCCAUGUAACCCGCAGAAAUGCCUUUUGCCAUUCAUUGCCCUUGUGCCCAAGGUGCAGGCUGGCUAUUCCUUUAAUUUAUGGAAAAAUGGUGAGCAAAAGGAAUGCUUCCUGGUCUUUCCUAACUCCCUGUCUUGUGGGAUGGAGGAUCUGUGAGCUGGGACAGCAUAAUCAGCCCGAUGUCAUCUUGGCCUCUUCUUGCUCUCAGAUAAUAAAAUAAUGAUAAAUAAUAAUAAUAAUAAUAAUAAUAAUAUAAUCCUGCAGUUGCUUUUAGGUCUCACUUCAGCUCUGUGCCUGGUGCCAGCUUUGUCCCAGCUGGCAGGACCAGUCCAGCUGUGCAAUCCCAGGGAUCUUUGUCUCCAUUUGCAUUUGGGUGUGUUGAGCUGUUCACCUCCACGGGGCGUUGACAUCCAAGAGCUGUGGUGGCUCCUGCAGCUUCUGCUCUUCCCUCAGGCUGAGGCUGUGGGAGAGGAUAAAGUUUCCCUUCAGGAGACAGCAUGUUGGGUUGUUUCCCUGGGCUAUGGCUGCUUGUGAGUGCCACUAAGAUACGUCCCACCCGAGCAGUUUGGGGCUUUGUAUCAGCAUAAAAAAAGUUACCCCUGAGGGCCAAGAUCUGCUUGACCUCUUGGCUGUGGCUUUUACUUUAGUUCAGGAGUGUUCCCAAUUACUUGGAUACAGCCACUAACUGGGAAGAUGGUGCUAUUCUCUGCAGACUCUACCACUACAUCUUUGGGGCUAAAUUCAAGAGCAAGAUGUCCCUGCCCACAGCAGGGGGCUGGAAGUAGGUGAUUUUUAUGGUCCCUUCCAACCCAAACCGUUCUGUGAUUCUAUGAAAUUCAGCUGCUCUGCUGAGGAAUAAGGUCCUCAGGAAUGCUCUAAGAAACCAUCCCAUUCUGGAUCCUGUUUCCACUGAUUAUAUGUGGCUAAGCCUCUGAUGGUCUAUCUAUAAGCAUUUUGCUUAAAUCUCUGCUGGGGAGCAAAUGAGUUAAGAUGGAAAUGUUAUGGAUUCAGGGAGCCUGUUCCUCUCCUUGCAAAGCAGCUUCCCAGCUGAAUUUGGUUGAGAACUGGCUGGUUUAGAACUGAUUUUGGUUGCUGCACAUAAUUUUUCUCCACGUCUGAUUUUCUCUGUGCUCACAUCAAAUAGAAAUCGAUUCUGUAAUUCGUAGAAUCAUAGAAUUGUUUAGGUUGGAAAAGAUCUCCAAGAUCAUCCAGUCCAACCAUCAACCCAAGACUGCCAGGUCCACCCCUAAACCAUGUCCCUUA
Lepidothrix coronata (blue-crowned manakin) is the source of this 4663-nucleotide messenger RNA. RefSeq names its product beta-1,3-galactosyltransferase 5 (gene B3GALT5). Bases 511 to 1545 code for a protein of 344 amino acids. Gene Ontology annotation, molecular function: N-acetyl-beta-D-glucosaminide beta-(1,3)-galactosyltransferase activity. The transcript is spliced from 3 exons. The record is from RefSeq and is a predicted model, not a curated record. NCBI's taxonomy places the organism in Eukaryota, Metazoa, Chordata, Aves, Passeriformes, Pipridae. Gene Ontology annotation, cellular component: membrane.